Sphaeroforma arctica JP610 is the source of this 1213-nucleotide messenger RNA. RefSeq lists its product as hypothetical. The record is from RefSeq and is a predicted model, not a curated record. The transcript has 2 exons. The coding region runs from base 1 to 357 and encodes 118 amino acids. Lineage: Eukaryota; Ichthyosporea; Ichthyophonida.
AUGUCCAAAGUGUUGCUAAGCGUAUGGGAGAAAGGGAACGUCAAGAUCACAGAGAACGACCUAAUUCUCAAAGUGUACUACUUCCCCAUUGGCACAGCGCGACGAAUCAAACUAUCAGACAUUAAGGAGGUGACUGAAUUGCAGACCUCACCCUGCGAUGGUGCGUCUAAGACAUGGGGCAUGACGCUGUCGCCCGUCUGGUGGCACUGGCCAGGCCACUUUGUGCGGAGUGGACCUGCACUGGUCAUUCGUACCACAGCGGAGUCACCCUCGUUCUUCUCACCGGCUGCCGGUAUAAGCGUUGAGGCUGGGGAUAUAGAUUAUGUAAAGGGACUGCUAACCAAGCAUAUGCAAUGAAUGGUACGCCUGAUACGAGGUGAUACCACAAAGGACAUGGAGUAUGUGAAGGGUUGGUGACGACUACAUGCAGUGAUUGCAACGUACUACGUAAAUGCAAUCAAUCGCAAUUUGACACGCGGUGAGAUAAGCGGCCAAGUAGAGAUAUAGACUAUAUACGAGGGUUGCUAACCAAGCGCAUGCAGGCAGUGUUAGGCACGUAGGAGAUGAGUGACGAGACAGAGGAAUUAGAGUGUGUAAGGGGACUGCUAACUUAUAGUGCAAGUUAGGUAAGAUACUAUAUAAGCACACGGAGUGGAUGUUAUGGUAGACACUAUACGAGAUUGAGUGUAACAUGCACGUCGUUUGUUUGAUUUCGGGGUUGCGCUCAUGUAGCUAAACCUUAACUCUGGUGUCCGGGCCGUAGCACGUACUGGGUGGCAAGUGCGGAUGCGCAGUGGGUGUACCAUUCGAUGCGUGUUGUAUGUUGCCCAGAAAGGUUAGAUACGAGUGACCCAUGGUUUGACAUACGUAUCCUAUCACAUGUGGUUCAUAGGAUACGUACGUUGGUAUAUCCUUGUACACAUACACACCUGAGUACUCAAGCGUAGUUCAAGUUCAUACGAUAUGAUAAAUUGUGCACAGCGGCGAGGGACGAUGAAGUCCAUAUUUCUCAUGCUCGGUCAUCUGGACCCGUGUUGGCCCAGUUUCCGCGAUUCGAAUGCAUCACCCACCGCAGAUAAUAGAGACUGUGUAUCAAAAACGUGUAUAUGAAUCCGGUGCUGACUCCCCCUUUAGACUGAUUCAGCAUCCAGCGUUUGUUAUAGAAUCUAACAUGGUACAUGAAUAAAACUUGUAUGUUGGAUCAUAUAUAUCA